Molecule: messenger RNA, 456 nt
Organism: Sphaeroforma arctica JP610
Lineage: Eukaryota; Ichthyosporea; Ichthyophonida
Exons: 1
Coding region: 1-456 (151 amino acids)
Biological process (GO): regulation of transcription by RNA polymerase II
Cellular component (GO): PcG protein complex; transcription regulator complex
Molecular function (GO): RNA polymerase II cis-regulatory region sequence-specific DNA binding; DNA-binding transcription factor activity, RNA polymerase II-specific
Source: RefSeq, a predicted model, not a curated record
AUGCACGCAGAUGCUGUCCUGGAGAAAGUGGUCGGCGAUGGAGGUCUGGCGCUGGCUAGUGUGGGUGAGCCCAUAGGCGUUGGCCAAGCCGCAGUCGCUGGGCAGACUGGCGGCACCAACACAGCCGUGGCUGGUAGUGGACAUUUAACGGGCACCAUGGUGGUCAAGGAUGCUACCGGCAACCCCACAGCGGGUGUGGGGGGCGUGCUGAUUCAGUACCAGGAUCCGGCCACGCUCCCACGGGUACACAAGUGCACGUACGAAGGCUGUGCAGCCAGCUUCUCCCGCGGCACGUCCCUGGCCAACCACAGCAAGACACACAACAAGGAACGCCCGUACGAGUGUACUGAGUGUGGGCAGACGUUUAUGGGCCCAGGCUACCUGUCGAGGCAUCUCAAGAUACACCGCAAGAAGGCUGAGCGGGCAGCGACGCUGCAGCUCAACUGGCAGUGGUAG